This is a messenger RNA of Colletotrichum higginsianum IMI 349063, 732 nucleotides long. RefSeq lists its product as uncharacterized. Bases 1 to 732 code for a protein of 243 amino acids. The record is from RefSeq and is a predicted model, not a curated record. The transcript has a single exon. Lineage: Eukaryota; Fungi; Ascomycota; Sordariomycetes; Glomerellales; Glomerellaceae.
AUGGAGCCCGAGAUCGUCAAACUUGCAACAAAGAUAUACAUCACAACCCCAAGCACUUUUACCAAGAAAGAAUACGCCCCAGCUGAACGGCCAACGGAUAUACAGGGCAAGCCUAUUGUAUGGAAAUGGGCUUCUGAACGCCUUCAAAAUGAAGGGAUGGCUUUGGCCCUCAUCAAAGACCACACCACAAUCCCUGUACCAAGAGUUAUUCAAUGUGGCCCAGACAGUGACGGCGCUAUGUGUCUGGAGGUCCAAUACAUCGAUGGUAUUCCUUGCGAUGUUGCUGGAGAAAAAUGCCGGAUGCCGCUCGACCAAGCUCAUACCACCGGCCAUUGCCCGGAGUGUCAGAAGAUCGCAUCCGAAAACACAAACAUCUUUAUCGAAACGGAGGUCAUACCGCAGCUCAGACUACUCAGGUCCAACAAGACUGGGCUUAACGGUGUCGUCAUACCGCCCCCUCGGAUUGAGCAGUUUGACUGCAGGGAUGUGUGGCCCCCCAAAAAGUCCUCAAAGGGCGAGGAAUACGUCUUCUGCCACGGCGACCUCACUCGUUCCAACGUCCUACUUGACCCCAAUACCCUCAUGGUCAAGUCCAUCAUCGACUGGGAGUCUGCAGGGUUUUCCCCAGAGGAACUUGAGCUUAGCCUAUGGCGCCUAAACUACGACGAAUACAUGAGAACAUUUGAGGACACGGACAAGAUCAAGCAGGAAAUCGAGCUCAUAACGGCCUAG